AUGGCGGCAGGAGGAGUUGAAAUUUCCAGAAGUUCUGUCGCCGUUGAUCGUGCUCGUGAGUUUUACCCACGCCACGGUGGUAGAGACGGUGAGAGGCGUCAGACCAAACGACCCAACGAAUUUGACCGCAGGUGGAAUGAUGGGAGGCGCGAUUCACGCGUGGCUUCUCAAAGAGGAGAAGCCCGUGAGGAAGAUGGUGCUCAGAGACCCUCUGAGAAGAGGAGGAAGUGUUCUCCUCUCGCUUGGGAGAGAGAAGAUAAAGUGGUUCGAGCUACGCUUUGUGAGAACAACAUAAUAUCCAAGCAGAUUGUUGAUGUGGCUGCUACAAAGAAGAUAUCUUCUGAGGAUCACGUCGGUGUUCUCUCCCCAGAGCGUGUUUCUACAGUGCCGUUGACUCGCCAGCAUCCAUUUGAUGAUCUCGAGGAGGGCCAGUUGGAGGAUGAGCAGGUGGUUCUGGCACCAAAUAUCGCUACGUCUAAAUGGGCUACGUGUUUGGAAUCUCCAAAGGAGGAGGAAAAGUUAACAUCUUUCAGUAAUAGCAGAUGGAAUAGUCCUGAGAGCGGGGAAUUCCAAGUGGAGGCUUCUGAAGAACGGAGGUCUAACUCGUCUGGUUCCGGUAGCGGAGCUCGCAGCUUAGAACCUGUUAGUGCUCAUGAACAUUCAGAGCAUGAGUCAGAGGGUCGUGUUGAUAUGGAUGCUGGUGAAGCAGAGUGUUGUACUUCUGAUGUUAACGAGUCAGAAAAUGAUGAACCAGAGGGAGGCUUGAGCAUGCUAUCUGGUAGUAGAGAUGUAAAUGAGUAUCAGAAGCUAAGUAAGAUAAACGAAGGCACUUACGGUGUUGUUUUCAAAGCCAAGGACAGGAAGACGGAGGAGAUUGUGGCACUGAAAAUGAUCAAGAUGAACAUGGAAGAUCAGUAUGGAUUCCCGUUGACGUCUUUGAGGGAAAUCAACAUUCUUUUGUCGUGCAACCACCCGUCGAUUGUGAACGUCAAGGAAGUUGUGGUGGGAAACGGUGAUAGUGUUUUCAUGGUCAUGGAGCACUUGGAGCAUGACUUGAGGGGUGUCAUGGACAGGAUGAAGCAGCCUUUUAGCACCAGCGAGGUAAAAUGCUUGAUGAUUCAGCUGUUGGAGGGUAUGCAAUACCUCCAUAGCAACUGGAUCAUUCACAGGGAUCUAAAGCCGUCGAAUCUUCUAAUGAACAACAGUGGGGAGCUGAAAAUAUGUGAUUUUGGAAUGGCUCGCCAAUAUGGGAGUCCUAUCAAGCCCUACACUCAGUUGGUUGUUACACAGUGGUACAGGUCUCCAGAGCUUCUUCUAGGAACGAAGGAGUAUUCAACAACAGUUGAUAUGUGGUCGAUUGGGUGCAUUAUGGCUGAAUUGUUGUCUCUGAAACCUCUUUUCCGAGGGAAAAGUCAGAAUGAUAUUGACCAGCUUCAACAGAUCUUUGCGGUUCUUGGGACACCAAGCGAGGCGAUCUGGCCUGGAUUCUCGUCGUUGCCGGGAGCAAAAGCCAAGUUUCGUAAGCAACCGUACAAUUUACUACGUAAGAAAUUUCCUGCUGCAUCUUUUACAGGAGCUCCAGUUCUUUCAGAAUUGGGACACCAAGCGAGGCGAUCUGGCCUGGAUUCUCGUCGUUGCCGGGAGCAAAAGCCAAGUUUCGUAAGCAACCGUACAAUUUACUACGUAAGAAAUUUCCUGCUGCAUCUUUUACAGGAGUCUCCUCUAAACUAA
This is a messenger RNA of Microthlaspi erraticum, 1731 nucleotides long. NCBI's taxonomy places the organism in Eukaryota, Viridiplantae, Streptophyta, Magnoliopsida, Brassicales, Brassicaceae. The record is from the annotation of a GenBank genome assembly.